AUGGAGGAAAGAAGUCCUAUAUCUGAGUCAUCUGAUAUUUAUAACAAGAAAAACAUUGAUCUACUACAGAAUAAUCAGGCAACGUUACCGACUACAGAUGAUGAUCUAGAUCUAGAAAAUGCGAUAGGAGACGUCUUCAGUAACUUUGACUUCAAUAAUUUAAACAAAAACAACCAGUCUCAUAACUCGAACACUGAUGAAAUACAAAAACCACAAGUUUCACAUACAAAAGAAUUACAAGUAGUUAAAGGUGAGGCUUCUGAGAAGGGUGAAGAUCAAGUAAGUAAUGAAAACCCAAAGUCGAAUGAAGAUCAAAAUUUGGAAGAUGCCAUUAAGGACAUUUUUGUGGACUCAACCAACAAACAUGAUUUGAACCUACCGACUACAGAUUCAGAUUCGAGCAAAGCUGGAGCUCAAGAAAAUCUUAAUACAUCUCCGAUCAAAGAGGAAGAAGAUUUAGACGGUGCCAUAAAUAACGCAUUUGCAGGUUUCUUUGCUACAAGCUCAGAAAAGCCAGAUGAACAAGAGGUGGAUAACGAAAAUGUAACCGAAUCCAAUACCUUAGUGUCGCAAUUACCGAUUAUUGAAACUCCCACCAAAAAUAUCCCAGCUGAAAUGUCAAUCAAAAAUGUAGGUGCAAGUACGACCAAUCUGCAGGCAGAUACUGUUACUAAAAGCCCACGAAGUGGAUACCAAACAAAAUUUAAUGUCACUCCAUCGCAUAUCAGUGAAUCAAGUCUUUCACCAGUCCUGAAUAAUCAAACCUCGAAUCAACUACAAAACGAUCCAUCAGAAUCAAACAUUGUUCCACCUGAUACUCAGACCAUUAAACAAUUUGCAGAAGGAAGAGGUGACCAAUCGCACGAUGACUUUGAUCUAGAUUUAGAAGCUGCAAUUGGCAAUGCUUUAGGUGAAGCAUUGGCUUCAAAAGAUACUUCAUCCUCAAAGGUCAAGAGAAUUCCAAACACUGCACCCAACUUACAAACUCUGCAAACACAGACACUACAUCAGCCACAACCUAGAUCACAUGCUCAACUUCAAACUUCAACUCAAAUUCAAUCUCAAUCUCAGUCUCAAAGUUUAAGCAAAUUUGACCAAAACAAUUUUGAUGAUCAAGAUUUAAACGAUCUAAUAGCGCAAUCAAUUCAACAAGCUAUGAGCAUCGCAAAAGAAGAAUCAUUAGAUAGCAAUGAUAUGAAAGAAGCCAUCACAAAUGCGUUCAAGUCAGUUGGUGCCUCCGUCGCUCCCAAUUCUCAUAUUACAAACGAUGGAAUUCAUCAAAUUACUCGACCAAAUAAUGAGAGAAGUAACAUGCAAAAUUUAGUUGACGGGCCAAAAGCUGAGGUACUUAAAUCUACUCAACUGGAAAAUAAUCAGUUAAAUUUGAAUGCAGUUGAAAAUCAUACUGACGUAACAAUUGAAUCGGAGGCAUUAGAUUUAGAGCAAUUACAAAUGAAUGAUAUUUUAAGAGAUGCUUUCAGAAUGGCAUUGGAGGAACCGCAAGAGAAAAUGGAUAUUGAAGUGAUUGAAGAGCAGAAAGUUGUUCCACCUGCGAAAGCUAUAGUAAGCAACCGAAUUUCACAUACUCAUAAAGCACCUGUACCACCAUUACCAAAAUUCACGUCUCUGAAAACAGACCCCAAACAUCAAACAGAUCAAAGUUCUACCAACAAUAGUCCAUUAGAACUUUCAAAAGCUUCGUCUUUGUUUUCUAAUCCUGAGAUGAAGUCACAAAUAUCUUCAGUGAUCACGUCACUUACUUCAAAAAUCAACAGUGGAGAGUUAGCCGAUUUAAACAUAUUAUCAACAAUUAGAAAAAUCACAGAUGAAAUUGCGUCUGGGGGCUCUUUGAGUGAUUUUUUCAAAAAACCGGACAAUACAAUAAAAUUUUCUGAAACAUUAUCUGAUGAGUUCCUUAAAUCCUUGACCAUAGCGAUUCGAUUUUUACGGACUUUCCAGAAAGAUGGUUUAGAUGAAUUGAAUAAAUCAAUCGAAUUAAUUGAAGAAAUGAUUUUAGACUUCAAAUCUGAGACUGAUCCAAAUCAUGUUGAAAUAUCCAACGACAAAAUUGAAUUUAUUUCAGCUAUUACAAACCUGUCGUUGACUCUAUUUUUCGAAAAUUUAUCAUCAUCAAAACUAACACCCGAAACAAAAAAUUCAAUUGACAAGUUUAUAUUCAACUCGCCAGACUACAAAAGGAAGACCAGGAUUGCUAAUAGAGAAAGAAAGAAAAAAUGGAGGGAAGAAAAUGCGGAAAGAAAUAAGGAUAAUGAUUUGAGAAUUAGAGUUCAGAAAAAAGCAACUAACAAGUUUGGUGAAACCGACACGUCUGAAAAAUUAGUUUGGGUUGAAGAAGAGAUAAAAAAAAGAAAAGCCAAGAGACUGAACAAGCAAAUUGGUGAAGAAGAAACUGGUCAGAUAGAUGGAGACUUAAAGUCUGAAUUCAUGGAGCAUAAUGAACCAGAUGUGAAGGAGGUUGAAGUUAUAAUGGAAAAUCGAGAUCUAAUAAAGAGUAUUAAGGAUGUCGUUGGUCAUGUAUUGAACAAUAAAGAGAAUAUAUCAUCGGCUCAUCUAAUUGCAAAUUCAGUAAUCAUGGGGUCAAUCAGCGAAAGAUAUGCAACGACUAUGAACGUUUCUGAAAUCAAUAUGGAUGCAGCAAUCACCAAAAUAGUGAAAGGCACAUUGGAAAAUGGUGUUGAGCAUUAUAACAUCUCAAAUUCUUUAUUAAAAUCAAAACGGCAUUUAUCAGAAAUUGUAAAUAGUUCAAAAAGGUUUAAACCUAAUUUGGAUAGUAAUGGGUCCUCAUUCAACAAAUUACCUCCUAUUAAAUCAUUAUCACAUUCAAAUUCGGCAUUCAACAAAGCAGCUUCACCAUCCAUCAACAAACCGAGCUUACAAUUACCCCGAAACUCACCAUUCAUUUCUAACAAAACAAAAAGUACCAUAUCAUCAAAUUCACAGUCACCUACUUUGAGAAAGCCAGGAGCGUUUCAAAAACCUAAAGCAUUUUCAAAUUCCAAUUCGACUUCAAUUGGUCAGGAUAGAGGUACAAGUUUAGGCUUUCCGAAAUUAUAUUCAGCAUCACUUAAAUGA
Molecule: messenger RNA, 3093 nt
Organism: Lodderomyces pseudojiufengensis
Lineage: Eukaryota; Fungi; Ascomycota; Pichiomycetes; Serinales; Debaryomycetaceae
Exons: 1
Coding region: 1-3093 (1030 amino acids)
Source: RefSeq, a predicted model, not a curated record